CUGAAGCGCUUACCUUUCAACAACACUGCUCUGGAAAAGCUGCCGGUGGAUGACUCUGAGGAGCCCGGGUCCCGGAUCGUCCCAGCGGCAUGUUUCUCCCGAAUUCGAUCUCUUCAGCCACUGGUGCGUCCGACAUUCGUGGCUCUGUCCCAUUCCGCGCUGGCUCUGCUCGACCUGGGAGUGCAGGAUGUGUUGAAUGAUCCUCUGGGCCCGGAGUAUUUGAGCGGCUCCCGGCUACUGCCAGGCUCCCAGCCGGCUGCGCACUGUUAUUGCGGUCACCAGUUCGGGAUGUUUGCGGGCCAGCUGGGAGAUGGAGCGGUGAUGUACCUUGGGGAGGUAGAAUCGGGCACCCAUGGGAGAUGGGAGAUUCAGGUGAAAGGUGCUGGAGUCACACCUUUCUCCAGAGAUGGUGAUGGCAGGAAGGUGCUUCGCUCCAGCAUCAGGGAGUUCUUAUGCAGCGAGGCCAUGGCCGCCCUAGGGAUACCUAGCACCCGUGCAGCCUCCCUUGUGACCUCUGACCUCUGUGUCAGCAGGGAUCCACUGAACAGUGGCCAGCGCAUUGCUGAGCGCUGCUCAGUUGUCCUGCGUCUUGCCCCUUCCUUCAUCAGGUUUGGAUCUUUUGAGAUAUGUCUGGGCCGAGAUGGAUUCUCAGGCCUGCAGGGUCCCAGCGCAGGGCGGCAUGACAUUCGCGCUCAGCUGCUGGAUUAUGUAAUCGAGACUUUCUUCCCUUCCAUUCAACAGGGUCAUAGCAACAGGAAAAACAGGAAUAUGACUUUUUUCAGAGAGGUGAUGGUGCGAACUGCAAAACUAGUGGCCCAGUGGCAGUGUGUUGGGUUUUGCCAUGGCGUACUAAACACAGACAACAUGAGCAUCCUGGGUCUGACUCUGGAUUAUGGCCCCUUUGGUUUCAUGGACAGAUUUGAUCCAGAUUUUGUUUGCAACGCCUCAGACAAAAGAGGACGAUACUCAUACCAAGCCCAGCCGUCCAUGUGUCGCUGGAACCUGGCUCGCCUGGCAGAGGCAUUGGGCUCUGAGCUGGAUGCAGCCAAGGCUGGAGCUAUCUUGGAUGAAUUUAUGCCUACGUAUGAAACCUUCUACCUGUGUAUCAUGAGGAAGAAGCUUGGCCUUGUGAGGAAAGAAGAAGCAGAGGACAGAGAGCUCAUCUCAGACUUGCUGCAUCUCAUGCACAAUACUGGUGCAGAUUACACCAACUCCUUUCACCUGCUGAGCCGUGUGCCCUGGCCUGAAGAGGGUGACAUUGAAAGGGCCACAGUUGAGCCAGUUGUGGAUCUCAUCCUAGAGCAGUGUGCCUCUAUUGAGGAGCUAAAGGUGGCUAAUAAGCCAACUAUGGAGGACCGUGAGUUGGCGAUGAUUUUGUCCAUGGCACAAACCAACCCAGUCAUGUUUGGCAUUGUGGCAGACAGGCCAGGUGUGUCCAAGCAGCUGCAACUAAUGUCUGGACUAAAGGAGCUGCUGGAGACGGAUCAGGAUGAGCUUAAGGAAAAGCAGCGUGAUGACUGGAUUCGCUGGGCUAGCCGAUACAGGAGGCGUUUAACCAGGGAAUGUGAUGGAACAAGUGACUUGUCCCUCAUCAUAAAGGAGAGACUCAAUGUGAUGAACAGCACCAACCCCCGUUUCGUCUUACGCAACUAUAUCGCCCAGAAUGCAAUUAAGGCUGCAGAAAAGGGAGACUUCUCUGAGGUCAACAGGGUCCUCAAAAUUCUGGAGAAACCAUAUUCUGAUGCAUUUGGGUUGGAGCAAUUAGAUGGAUCUAAUGCAUGUAGUGAAAAGGAGCAGAAAGGGAGGGGGGUGAAUAUUGACUAUGAUAGGAAGCCUCCUGCCUGGGCACAAAAAAUUUGCAUCACUUGA
Scomber scombrus (Atlantic mackerel) is the source of this 1869-nucleotide messenger RNA. RefSeq names its product selenoprotein O2 (gene selenoo2). The record is from RefSeq and is a predicted model, not a curated record. Lineage: Eukaryota; Metazoa; Chordata; Actinopteri; Scombriformes; Scombridae. Bases 289 to 1869 code for a protein of 526 amino acids. The transcript has 9 exons.